CUUCCGGUCUUCCCUUGCCUUUGCGUCCCUUCCCUGGCGGCCCGCACACGCCAGCGGCCAGCCCGGCCCCGCACGUACCAGGAUGAAAUCCGCGUCCACAAAGUGCGCAUCCGCGGUGGAGGUCACCCGCAGGGGCACGGGGAUCUUGUUCGUGUACGACCGCGCACUAUUGUACCAGUCGAUGCGGCAGCCGCCCUGGGUGGUGCAGGAACAAGGGGUGUCAGCUUUGUACAGCUGGAAAAUGGGCUGAGCCCCAUGUAGCGCAAGGGAUGUGACGAUGGGCACCGGCGACAUGAACAGCACCCUUGCAAGCCCAUCCAGCGGGACUGGCCACUAUGUAUCGGUUUGUACCGCUGCACGACAUGGGUCUGAGCGCGGAUACGGAUACGGACAUGGGUAAUGCCCAGGAUUAGUGGGACGGGGGCCGGGGAGGCAUAAGUGUCUGGGCAUGGAACGCUCACGGACUUCUCGCUGGAGGCUCUUGCAAGCUUCACGACCGCAACAUCAAUAAAGCCGCACGAGCGCACGACAUCCUGGUCAUUUCCGAAGCACACCUAACACAUCGUGUGACAGACGGCCGUAUAGAACUAGACGGAUACUCAGUCUUUCGUGCACAUAGAUCGCAAGAAGCUAUAAGAUCGGAUUUUGGCGGCGUUGCAGUUUAUGUGCGUGAGUGUCUGAUGGGCGGAGUGAUGCAUUUAAGGACAGACGUGAGUCUUACAGGGUGUGAAGUCGUGUGGAUGCGGAUACGCUCCAAAGAUGGAGACAGCCUGCUUUUAGGAUGUUGUUACCUUGCGCCAGAAACCUCGCGCGUAUACAAGGACGGCGGCAAAACGCGUGUGGCAAGGGAAGCCACAGCUGAGGCCGUCUUUGGAAGGCUCCAGCAGGCUAUCUCGGCGAUGCGGCAGAACGGCGAAGAGGUGCUACUGGUAGGUGACCUCAAUGCGCGUAUGCCGGCAGGGCUUAGUGAUAUACCGGAUCUCGACCAACUAGCAGCGCUUGAACAAGUUGAGCAUAUCACGGCACUGGGUGGAGCACUCACGUCGAUGCCUAGUCCAGAGGAUUACGCGGGGUUGCCGGCCAGGGCUUCUCAGGAUAAGCACGCAAACUGUUUUGGCGAAUUUCUAGCGCGUAUGUGCCGUUCUCAAGGUUUUGUGUUACUGAACGGCAGGGCACCAGGGGAUGAGUCGGGUCGAAUCACCUUCCCAAAAGGGGAGGAGGGGGGAAGCGUCAUUGACUUAUGCAUUGCAUCGCCAACUUUAUUCCAAUCGGUGACGUCAGUAGACGUGGGUGAGCUGCUGAGAUGGGCGCGCAGGGGCGCCGGUUAUGCGAGUGAUCACAGGCCUGUUACGCUGACUUUGAGCUGGGAGGUGGAGGGUCAAGCAAGUACUGAAGGCCAGGCGAAGGCAAAGCGUCCACGCACUGCAUUCAAUGCGCAGAAGAGUGAGCGCUAUAGCAAUCUUUUCGAUCAAGAUGAGUCGCCAGUAGUAAGCAAAUUAACAGAGCUAAAAGGCCACUUGGAGCAAGGGCGGUACAGCACUACCGAGGCGGUCGAAGCGUUGAGCAAGUGCCUAAGUGGAGUAUUGGAGAAGGCGUUUGGGCAGAGCAGGCCUGCUCAUCUGCGAGAGACCGAGACCCCGUGGUGGAAUGAGGAAUGUGCGGUGGCGCGUGCCGCGCUCGUCCAGGCGAAAGUAGCGCUUGGCAAACCAGUUGUGAAGGAAGGAGAAAGGUGGGAAGCGAUGCGGGCCGCGAGAUCAGUGUACUGCCGCGCAAAACGCAGGGCUAGAGCCGCCCAUGAUGCGCAAGUGAUGCGGGAUAGGGUAGCACGGUGCAGAGCCGACGCUAAAGCACUGUGGAAGAUGAUUGAGGAGCGGUGCACGAGCAAAUCCCCCAUCACGGCAGAUGGCUUCCGUGAUCACUUUGCACGGCUACUGAAUGAUGGGGCAGGAACAGUUGACGACAGCGCUGCAAAGCGUUUACUGGCGUACUGCUGUGACGAAGAUGGCUGGCGAGAUUCGAUGUAUGAUGACGAGGAAUGGGCUGAGUUAGAUAGCAUAUUGAACAGCGAUAUCUCGAUAGACGAAGUGACUCAUGCUUUAGAGAGGCUACCGAAUGGCAAGGCCCCAGGCACGGAAGCCGCGCCAUCGGAAUGCUACAAGUACGCAAAGACGCAGGGAGACCCCAGGGCAGACCCCCCCAUCCCGCCGGUGAACCGGGUAGCACCUGUUCUAGAAGUGUUGUUUAACCGCAUCUGGCGGGCGCAAGACGGAGAUGAAAGUUUUCCGGAACAGUUCACAACCACAGUGCUGACGCCAAUUUACAAGAGAAAGGGCGAUGUGAAGACGCCCGGCAACUACAGGGGCAUUGCAGUAGGCGGAGCGUUGGCUAAGUGUUAUGCAUCUAUCCUUCUGAACAGGCUAGCACGAGCAGGCGAGUUGUUCAAGUGGAGGCACCCAGCUCAGGCUGGUUUCAGGCGGAAAUACGGUACUGCCCACCAUCUGUUUGUCCUGAGGCACCUGGUGACAAAGCACACACGUGCAGGAGCACCACCAAUGAUUGUUGUACAGAUUGAUUUUGAGAAGGCGUUUGACAAGGUGCCGCGCCCCCUCUUGUGGCUACGGCUGCGGGAAAAGGGCGUGUCAGGGCGGCUGUUGGAGGCCAUACAAGCCGCAUAUGAAAAGGUCAUGAUGACGGUUAAAGCCGAUGGCAAACUGAGCGCUGCUUUUGAGGCAACGCAAGGAGUCAAGCAAGGGUGCCCACUGAGCACAGAGCUGUUCGGGCUCUUUAUUGAAACUUUGGCAGAGUAUAUUGAUGCGCACGAGGACUGGUUGGACACUGCAAGCACAGCGGGCACCCCUGAGUUAAACGGUAAGAAGCUGUCGCUCCUAAUGUACGCUGACGAUGUUUCGCUGCUAGCCACCACCCCUGAGCGUAUGCGGCACCUGUUGUCACUUGUGGAUACUUUCUGCGAAGCAUUUGGUAUGAAAGCAAACGUCGCAAAGUGUGAACGUCUGGUGUUCACUUCAGACGACCAGGAGCGUCGUAGAUUGAACGAUGAGUGCAGUGGGCUGCGGCUGGCAGGGCAGCCCAUCCCUGCGGUGGACAAGGCACGGUAUCUGGGACUAGUCUACGGCCCUGGACGUGCUUUUGCCGCCUGCAGAGAGACGCUAUGUGAGGCUGCGCGGCGUGCUAUGUACGCGCUUACUAAUAGAUUAAACCGUU
Molecule: messenger RNA, 3222 nt
Organism: Chlamydomonas reinhardtii
Lineage: Eukaryota; Viridiplantae; Chlorophyta; Chlorophyceae; Chlamydomonadales; Chlamydomonadaceae
Exons: 1
Coding region: 83-250 (55 amino acids)
Source: RefSeq, a predicted model, not a curated record